Molecule: messenger RNA, 549 nt
Organism: Plasmopara halstedii
Lineage: Eukaryota; Oomycota; Peronosporomycetes; Peronosporales; Peronosporaceae
Product: mitochondrial import inner membrane translocase subunit tim22
Exons: 4
Coding region: 1-549 (182 amino acids)
Biological process (GO): protein insertion into mitochondrial inner membrane
Cellular component (GO): TIM22 mitochondrial import inner membrane insertion complex
Molecular function (GO): transmembrane protein transporter activity
Source: RefSeq, a predicted model, not a curated record
AUGACAGAUGAAGUAAACUCACGGCUGGGUGUGCACAUAGAGGACCUGAGCAAGGAGACACCUCCGAAUCCAUUUCUCUUUCCGCGAUCCAUUCUUACAAUCUUGCAGUGGCAACAGCCCAAUCCCAUCACUGAGUCAUGUGUCGGCAAGUUUUUUCUCUCAGCAGCUAUGGGGUACGUCAUGGGCAACGUGUUUGGUCUUGUGCUGGGCAGCUACGAAGGUAUCACGCCCCCUGUACCAAUUCCUGGACAAAGAGUUCUUCCUAAAGUGCCAUGGCGUGAAUCGGUGGUUGGAGCAUGGCGAGUCACUGCUGGCAAGUGCCGCUAUUGGAGUAAUAACUUUCUUGUAAUUUCCGCCAUGUUUUCGGGUCUCGAGUGUGCGACAGAAAAGAUUCGUGCACGUCACGAUGUGGGCAAUGAACUUGUGGCUGGAUGUGCGACGGGUGCAGCACUAGCAUCAGGUCAAGGCUUUCAAGCUCAAUGUCUUGGCUGCGCUGGUUUUGCAGCAUUUUCAUAUGCGAUCAAUGUCUUUACAGGUGGCAAGUUCUAG